This is a messenger RNA of Pocillopora verrucosa, 1248 nucleotides long. Its product is annotated as melatonin receptor type 1A-like. Gene Ontology annotation, molecular function: G protein-coupled receptor activity. Gene Ontology annotation, cellular component: membrane. NCBI's taxonomy places the organism in Eukaryota, Metazoa, Cnidaria, Anthozoa, Scleractinia, Pocilloporidae. Gene Ontology annotation, biological process: G protein-coupled receptor signaling pathway. The record is from RefSeq and is a predicted model, not a curated record.
AUGAGCGUCGCAUAUAGAAAGAACAACAUGGAAAAUGACACAAAGUCCGAAAUGGCUGAUCUUGGCCCUGCAGUUACAAUUGUCGAAACCUGCGUUUGUCUUCUUUUGAACAUCAUAUCGCUAAACGGGAACUUUUUGGUGUGUUUAGCCGUUUAUAAAAACUCGCGCUUACGAACUACGACCAACAUUUAUAUUAUCGGACUGGCGUUAACCGACUUACUUUCAGCUACGUUUGUGAUGCCAUUCACUUCUGGUGUCCUUAUAACCCGAAAAUGGCCGUAUGGAAAUCUCUACUGCAACAUACAAGCGUUUCUGGUGAACUUUGGACUAUUUACCUCUACUUCGAUCAUGGGACUCACAGCCUUCAACAGAUACGUAAGAAUUGUUCAUACAAACAGAUACAAUAACAUAUUUUCGAGAUUUAAAUCUCGUACUAUACUAGCGUCGUUGUGCGUGAUCAUAGCCUCGUACAUCGCAAUACCAGGCUUGACUGGAUUGCAAAAUUUUGAAUUUGUUCCUGAGUAUGCCACCUGCCAUAUAACACAUGCAAGUGAAGAAGUCAUGAUAGUUCAUUACUGCGUUGUCGUAUUUUUCUUUCUGGUUUUUCCUUUCAGUUUGGCAACAUUCUGUUACGUCAAAGUGUUUAGGACUAUUACGCAGCAUAAUCUCGAAGUGGCCCCAAAUUUACAAUCGAGAAUUCGCGACGCUCAGAUCACUACCCAAGAGAUAAAAAUUUCAAAAUCUCUUUUCGUGGUAGUGUUAGGAUUCGGAAUGUGUUGGAUACCCGCAUGGAUGCUAGCUUUGAUAAUGCGCUUUAGCGCUUUUCCAUCUUUGCCUAGAGAAUUUUUUCUCAUUCACACCGCCUUAGUUUUCCUAAGCAGCUCUACUAAUGUAUUCAUUUAUGCAGGAAUGAACAACUCGUUCAAAGCAGAAUUUCGACGUUUGCUAUCUUGUGAAAUUCGUGUCAAAUUAUCUGCCAAGGUUUCUCCGAAUUUCGGCGGACGAAGACCAGUCGAACUACGCUUUCCGCGUAAAUUCAGUGGAUAACCCUGCGUUUGUGAUUUAGUGAGUUGGGUGAGAAUCGUAUGAUUUCAAGAAGGCUAGAAAUUUAAAAUUUGAAGCAGUGACACUAGUCAAACAGAUGAUAUCUCCAGAUAUUUUGUGGCUAAAUGAAGGUAGAAACUUAGUUGUCAUGCUAAUGACUAAUGUAACUGGUGCCUUUAUCGGCUCUGUUCACACAGUCAAACG